UUAGCAAUUCCUUUGUCUCGCUUAUGCUUUAUCCAUGGCUUUAUCAUAUAUUUUCGCGCCAAAUCUCACUUUCCUCGUAAUUUCAUUGGCCGAAAAGAAUCUCCUUGUCUGCCUCUUGCUGGCUUGUUGUUGACUUCGUAACAACAAUGGCGGGAGACCAAGAGGCGGAGAAAGUGGACCUUAAACGAAGAUUUGAUAAUGUUUGUAGCGAACUUAACAUGGAUGAACCUACGGCGAACACUGCCUGGACAAUAUUUUCGAAUAUUGGUCAAAAUUACUCGCUGGAGGGAGACGGCUUACAUUGGCUUGCUUGUGGCUUAUAUUUGUCUGGAAGGAAAGCUGUGUUACCUUCCGCGGACGACAAGACAUUAGUCCGGGGAAAUUGUGUUUCUUUGACACGAUUGCUCCGCGAAGCAAAAUUAAGUUUAAUCCAAUUCUUCCAAAAAAUGAAGAAGUGGCUAGACAUGACGAACUCGGAAGAUGAUUUUCGUAAAAAGAUUGAUCGUUUGAAUCGAAAUUUCGCCGUUGUUUCAGUCAUCUUCAAAAAGUUUGACAAUAUCUUCUUCAAAAUUUUCAAAUCGCGCGAUGCACUCGACAGCAUGAAGACUCACAGAUCGCGAAAACAAAGAAAGGUCGCUUGUAGUGUGAUGGAAGUUUACAAAUUCUGUUGGACGUUGUAUGUUCUCGCUAAAGGUAAUUUUCCAGCCAUCAGCGAUGAUCUUGUUAACUCUUACCAUUUACUCCUGUCAUGUCUGGAUUUAUUUUAUUCUAAUGCUGUGGGUGCCAGACAUACAAAAGAAAUGGUUGACCCUAACUUCACAGAUGCUGUUCUUAAAUACACAAACCAGAAGGAGGGAAGAACUGUUGCCAAUGUUUCAUGUAUUGUUGCCUAUCUCUGUGAAGUUUUUGAUGGUUUACAGCUUGAGGCUAAACAGAUCCGAGAACAUCACUGGAAGCCCUAUAUUGAAAAACUAUUCAAGCAAAAGAUUUUGAAAGGCGGCGAGAAAUCUUUAAGUGGCUUACUGGAUCUUUACAACUUUGAAUCCAAUUUGAAAAAUGUUUCACAUGAGUAUGAGGAAUAUGUUCUAUCAUCUGGUGAUUUUGAUGAAAGAGUGUUUCUGUCCGAUAGUGCUGAAGUGGAGAUUGGUACUCCCCGUAAAAUACAACAGAUAGACUUGGAUCAAGAGGCAUCUUCACGACAGCACUUGGAGGAAUUUGUUUCAAAGAACAAAAGUGUUGCACCUCAGACUCCUCUCACCGGUCGAAAAUAUUUAAAAGAAAAGAUCCAAAGUGGUGUCACACCAGUAUCAACAGCAACACAAUCAGUCAGUCGCCUGCAGUCUUUGCUGCUUGGGUUCAAAUCAAGACCAAGUGAAGGAUUAAUCAAUAUAUUCAAUGAAUGUAAGAACAGUCCUCGAGAGGCAAUUGAGAGACGUGUUUCUGAAAUGGCUGAACAGUUCUGUUUAAAAUACACACAGCCUUCAAGCUCACGUCCUGAUUCGCCCAGCUCAAGUAAAGAGUUCGCCGAUAAUCGUUGGAAUCUUGCUCUCACUUUGUAUUACAAGUCAUUGGAGGCUGUUGCGCGUUCCGAGAAGAAGCGUCUUCAAACCCAGUUUGAUCUUGCGACAUUGUUGGAUCAAGACAUAUUUCAUAGAUCUUUGAUCGCUUGUUGCCUAGAGAUCGUUAUAUUUUCUUAUAACUCACAAAGGAUAUUUCCGUGGGUUUUGGAGGUCUAUGGUCUUAGUCCUUAUUUCUUUUACAAGGUGAUUGAAGUUUUAAUUCGAGCGGAAGAUGGUUUAUCCCGUGACGUUGUGAAACAUCUCAACUACAUCGAGGAACAGAUUCUUGAGUCAAUGGCUUGGCAAACUGGCUCUCCUCUUUGGGAUUAUAUAAAUACGUUACAUGAAGUACCAUCGUGUGAGGAAGUGACUGUACCUCAGAACAUUGAGCAUGCUGUUGGCUCAACGGGAGCUGUGAGAUCGCCCCUUGUUCAUCCUGUUGUUAAGAGAAUAUCUGAUGAAGAAACGGGAAAAAGAGGUAUCCCCAGUUCUCCCGCUGUCUCCGCCCAUGACCGGUAUUCGUCACCAGUGCAACCACAUCUGGCACGUCGUAAAUUAUUUUCUGGGGAUUCUGGAACUCAAACAAUGACGUCAGGACCUAAAUCGUUACCAAUCAAUAUAACAUCAACUGCAUCAAGUACUAUGAAAAGGGCUACACAACUUACUAAGUCGAUAAAUACAGUCAAAACAGGCAAUGGUAGCAUUAUCAAUUCAUCUGUCUCCAGUCCAAAGGUUACUCGUUCACCAUUACCUAGUCCCGUGAAAAUGACGUCAGCUCCAGCAACGCCCGAUAAAGAUGCAAUGUUGAGACCAAAGAAGACUGGAUCGACAGCAUUAUUCUUUAGAAAGGUCUACCAUUUAGCAAGUGUUCGCCUUCGUGACUUAUGUGCAAAAUUAAAUGUAAAUGAGGAUUUAAGAGGAAAAAUAUGGACGUGUUUCGAACAUUCAUUGAUCAGUUGUACAGAUCUUAUGAAAGAUCGUCAUCUUGACCAGUUAUUGAUGUGUGCCAUUUAUGUCAUGGGAAAGGUUACCAAUUAUGACGUCAAAUUUCAAGAUAUCAUGCGUCAUUACCGUACGCAGCCACAGGCAGCAAGUCACAUAUACCGAAAUGUCCUACUUUGUCCUAAGAAGACUAAAUCCGGUAGUGCCAGUAGUAAUGACAGCACUCACGUAAAGAGUGAGCCAAAUAGCGCUCGCUCUAGUCCCACCAUAGUCACCUCGGCCAACAGCGCUCCAUCAAGCCGUAGUGCCAGUCCCCAAAUACGAAGUGUGAGUACCGUCCCAUCAACCCCUCCUCCCACGCAAACGGAAACAACAACGGAUUCCAGUUCUCCUGAAAACAACCGUGGCGAUCUUAUUGAAUUUUAUAAUAAAGUUUAUAUAAAGAGAAUUCAAAAGUUUGCACGAAAGUUUUCAGCGAACGAGAAUGGUCCCGAUGCACCGCCUUUGUCGCCAUUACCCGUAGCACGACACCAGUCCCAUUCCCCUCGCAGGAGAGUGACAUCCGGGCAAUCUGUGUACAUAUCUCCACGUAAGAGCGGACUUCCUCUUGUGUGCAACUCCCCUCGUUUGUCCUAUAGUUUCAAGGAAAGUCCAUCUGAGAAUUUGCAAAACAUCAAUAGUGCCAUUUUGAAUGGCUGCAACGGUCACUCAAGAAAACGGUUGCUAUGCGACAACGAUGAUAAUGAAGACUACUGCAAGGCUGCAAAGAUGAGCAACGGAAAUGGGGUUCUCGCUAGAAAACUCCAGAAUAUGCUUGCUGAACGAGAAUCGUCUGCUAAAAGAUGAAAGUUCGUGUUUUCUAAAAUGGCUCAAUGUAGGAUACCUUUAUAAAAUUUUUAACGUAGUACAUUAACUUUUCUCUGAAAAUUGAAAUGGGGUAAACUCGGUUGUAUUUAUUUAGCAGGUCAUACUACGUAAGCUUUUUAAAGGGUUGCGUAGGUAAAGAGAAUUCAUCACAGAGGUGAAAGGAUGUUGUUGAACGACAGUACCAAACAGAACAAUGUCUAUAUUGUGGACAUUGUUGAUCAGUGUUUGUUCCUAAUUUUGAUGUAAAAUGACACCUAUAAAUCGUCGUUCAUUUAUGCAAGCAAUGUUCUGUUUGUGUCAAGUCAAAUCUUCGAUAUUUGUUGACAAAUAGCGAUGAGGCAACUUCAUCCGAAAGCAACAGCAAUUUUUGUUUCCUUAAGCUUUUAACUUUGAUAUUAAAUAGCUGGAUUGAAUUGUGACCACUAUCGUGGACUACCUGGAAGUUGUGUCAUUCUAUGCAAAUAUCUCGGUGUUCAUUUUCCGUAUUUAAAAGCAAUACAAAUUUAAAGAGAGAAAUCAUGCCGAUGAAUUAAAUUUGCAUAGCAUGAUGAAAUUUGCUGGCUGGUACGUCACCGAUUGUGACAAGGCAAAAUUAGUUUUAUAAGAUAUUAUUUUAAGUAAGAGAUAGGUUUUAAUGUUGAGAUGUCAAUGCAAUUGCUUUAUUCCAAACAAAAAAAACACACAUUAGAAAUUGUUGUUGACAGAAGAUCGGUUAACGAAGUAAUGUAUUCUUUAGAUAAACUCUGAUAUUGUGUAGCGUUUUAGUUAUACAACUUUACAUAUUUGUAAUUUUAUCGAUUAGAAAAAGUAUUAUCUAUGGUAUAAGUGAA
Molecule: messenger RNA, 4198 nt
Organism: Xenia sp. Carnegie-2017
Lineage: Eukaryota; Metazoa; Cnidaria; Anthozoa; Malacalcyonacea; Xeniidae
Product: retinoblastoma-like protein 1
Exons: 29
Coding region: 147-3347 (1066 amino acids)
Biological process (GO): negative regulation of G1/S transition of mitotic cell cycle; regulation of transcription by RNA polymerase II; cell differentiation
Cellular component (GO): chromatin; nucleus; transcription regulator complex
Molecular function (GO): RNA polymerase II transcription regulatory region sequence-specific DNA binding
Source: RefSeq, a predicted model, not a curated record